Messenger RNA from Medicago truncatula (barrel medic), 871 nucleotides. Its product is annotated as 60S ribosomal protein L19-3. Bases 48 to 689 code for a protein of 213 amino acids. The transcript has 5 exons. The record is from RefSeq and is a predicted model, not a curated record. Gene Ontology annotation, molecular function: RNA binding; structural constituent of ribosome. NCBI's taxonomy places the organism in Eukaryota, Viridiplantae, Streptophyta, Magnoliopsida, Fabales, Fabaceae. Gene Ontology annotation, cellular component: cytosolic large ribosomal subunit; ribosome. Gene Ontology annotation, biological process: translation.
CCACCGCCAGGUUAUCAAACCAGAGAGAGUUUGAGGGAGAGAGAGAGAUGGUGUCGCUCAAACUUCAGAAGCGGCUCGCCGCCAGCGUACUCAAGUGUGGUCGUGGCAAGGUCUGGCUUGACCCUAAUGAGUGCAAUGAAAUCUCCAUGGCUAAUUCACGCCAAAACAUCAGGAAGUUGGUUAAGGAUGGCUUCAUUAUCAGGAAGCCAACUAAGAUUCACUCCCGCUCCCGUGCUAGGCGCAUGAAGGAGGCCAAGAGGAAGGGACGUCAUUCUGGAUAUGGAAAGAGAAAGGGUACAAGAGAGGCUAGGCUCCCCACCAAAAUCCUUUGGAUGAGGAGAAUGCGUGUCCUCAGGCGUUUGCUUCGCAAGUACCGAGAGGCAAAGAAGAUUGACAAACAUAUGUAUCAUGAUAUGUACAUGAAGGUGAAGGGAAAUGUCUUCAAGAACAAGAGAGUCCUUAUGGAGAGUAUUCACAAAUCCAAGGCUGAGAAGGCUAGGGAGAAGACAUUAUCUGAUCAGUUUGAGGCCAAGAGGGCGAAGAAUAAGGCUAGCAGGGAAAGGAAGCAUGCCCGGAGAGAAGAGCGCUUUGCUCAAGGUCCAGGAGAGAAGGUUCCUGCAGCUGCAGCACCAGCCGCAUCAGCUGCAACAGCAACCCAGGCCCAACCAUCAAAGAAAUCCAAGAAGUAAAUCAAGUAUCCAGAGGUCGAGUAUUUUAAUUUUAUAGCAUAAGUUUUAUCCUAAAUUUCAGCUGUACAAGUACAAUUUUGUAUUGGGUUUAUAUUUUGCUGCCAUUUUGGUAUGGAAAUGCACUUUGUUGAGAAAUACUAUUGUUAUUUUAUAUUCCAAUUAUGAAAUUCCUUGCUUCUAAA